Globicephala melas (long-finned pilot whale) is the source of this 534-nucleotide messenger RNA. It is a transcript of the gene IL1RN, whose product is annotated as interleukin 1 receptor antagonist. Gene Ontology annotation, biological process: negative regulation of interleukin-1-mediated signaling pathway; inflammatory response to antigenic stimulus. Gene Ontology annotation, molecular function: cytokine activity; interleukin-1 receptor antagonist activity; interleukin-1 receptor binding. Lineage: Eukaryota; Metazoa; Chordata; Mammalia; Artiodactyla; Delphinidae. The record is from RefSeq and is a predicted model, not a curated record.
AUGGAAGUCUGCAGGUGUCACCACGGUUACCUAAUCUCUCUCCUCCUUUUCCUGUUCCAUUCAGAGACAGCCUGCUAUCCCCUGGGAAAGAGACCCUGCGAGAUGCAAGCCUUCAGAAUCUGGGAUGUCAACCAGAAGACCUUCUACCUGAGAAAUAACCAGCUAGUUGCUGGAUACUUGCAAGGACCAAAUACUAAAUUGGAAGAGAAGAUAGACGUGGUGCCCAUCGAGCCCCAUGCUAUGUUCCUGGGAAUCCACGGGGGGAAGCUGUGCCUGGCCUGUGUCAAGUCUGGUGAUGAGAUCAAGCUCGGGUUGGAGCCGGUAAACAUCACUGACCUGAACAGCAGCAAGGAGGAGGACAAGCGCUUCGCCUUCAUCCGCUCCGACAGCGGGCCCACCACCAGCUUUGAGUCGGCCGCCUGCCCCGGCUGGUUCCUCUGUACCGCGCUGGAGACCGACCAGCCCGUGGGCCUCACCAAUACGCCUCAAGAUGCUGUCCAGGUCACCAAGUUCUACUUCCAGCAGGACCAGUAG